This is a messenger RNA of Trypanosoma conorhini, 1272 nucleotides long. RefSeq lists its product as uncharacterized. Bases 1 to 1272 code for a protein of 423 amino acids. The transcript has a single exon. NCBI's taxonomy places the organism in Eukaryota, Euglenozoa, Kinetoplastea, Trypanosomatida, Trypanosomatidae. The record is from RefSeq and is a predicted model, not a curated record.
AUGAACGAUGCAACUGCCGUUGCGCUACGAGAGGGUUCCUCUGACAUUCAAACGCAACUGGAGCAGCGGCGUAGCCAGGCACGAAACCUAGAGCUGCAAGUUGCCAGGAAGGGGGCUGAGCUUCGUCGUGCAAGGGAGGAGCAGACGCUUCUCAAGGAACUGCGGACGGUGAAUGAGGUAACAUUACGCAAGAAGCAGCAGAAGGAUGACGCCCAAGGCCAGAAACGGCUUAAAAUCUCGCCGGAGUCAUUGGCGGAAGUCAUUGCCCUGGAGAAUGAAAUCAAACACGAGAACAAGCGGACGGUGGAAUUAAAAGAAGCCGCCAGCACCAUAACCCGUCAGAUGGAGGACGUCGAACGCGGCAUUGAAAACGUGGCCAGCCGCCUGGCGCUGGUAAAGGAAGUUACAGGCUGGGAUAGGGGGGAGGCCAGUGCCCUCGGCCGCGCAGAUGCCAAAAAUGAAUGGAUUAUGCGGAAGAGGAACUUGACUGCACUUCAUGAAGAACAAGAAACAGUGAAGGCGCUUUCUGCACUGUUAUCGGAGCGCAUUGAAGCCAUUAAUAAGGAAAUGGAGGAACAGGGACAAAAGCAAGAACAACUGGCAGCGGCACAGCAGAGUUUGGUUGAGGCCAACAAUGAAUAUGAUAAGCUUCUUGAAGACCUCAAGUCCAUGGAGCGACUCAUCAAGAAGAAGGAACGCAUGUUGGACGCCAACGCCAGCAAGGAAUCUGAUGAGUAUAAGAAGAUUAAGCAGUUGGAUGGGGACAAGAAGGUGCUGUAUGCCACCCUAUCCAAAUUUCGUGAAACGAAUGUGAGCAACACCAAAUCCAUUCUCUCUCUUGAGGUGUGCCUCCGGCAGCUGGAGACCAAACUGGAGGCGGUAAACCUCUUUGUGCAGCAGGUGUUUGCCCAAGUGGAGGAGGAUGACGAGCCAAUGGAAGACUUUCCUGAGGACGCCACGGAGGUCCCGUUGCAGCAGUUCGAGGAAAUAUGCCGUGACGUUGAGCUCGCGCGGGAAACGCUGAUUCAACGUGAUGAUCAACUCAACGCCCACGACGCGAAGGUCGAACAGCUGGGGCGUAAAACAUUUGUUCUCCAAAAUGCGAUUGCGUCUCGUGCCACCUCCGCUCAGCUUCAGGUGAAGGGGAACGAGAGGGAGUUUGAAACGCUCAUUUCCCACGUCGACUACAUGAAGGCGGAGUUUGACGAGGAGUACAAGAAACUGUCCCAGGAGAACGCCAUGCUGCAAAGCAAACUAGCGCAGAGGCAGUGA